UUGGUCCCGACCGCUCUGCCACUCCCUUUCCUUCAUUGAACGUUUGAGCACCGCUGCGGACAUUACUUUUGUAUUUGAGUAUUCUCGGGGACAUAACUGCAGGAAAACAAGAUGGCCGACUGCGUGUCCAAGGUGGAGCUGACGGUGUCAUGCGCCACCCUCCUGGAUAAAGACGUGGGCUCCAAGUCAGACCCGCUCUGCGUCCUGCUGCAGAGCACCGGGGACAACCAAUGGGAGGAGGUGGGGCGGACCGAGCGGGUGAAGAACUGCGACAGCCCGGCCUUCAGCCAGCGUCUGAAGGUGGACUACCACUUCGAGACAGUGCAGAAGCUCAAGCUCGCCGUCUACGAUAUCGACAACAAGUCGGUGGACCUCAAGGACGAUGACUUCCUGGGGGGAGUGGAGCUGACGCUGGGCCAGAUUGUUGCCAGUAAAACUGUGACCAGACCACUACAGCUGAAGACCACCAAGCCAGCAGGGAAGGGAACCAUCACUGUGACAGCUGAGGAGAUUAAAGACAAGAGAGCCAUCGUCCUGGAACUAGACGCUAAAAACCUGGACAAGAAGGACCUCUUUGGGAAGUCUGAUCCUUUCCUGGAGUUUUAUAAACAAGGAGCUGGUGGCGAGUGGCAGCUGGUGUACAGAACUGAGGUGGUGAAGAACAAUCUGAAUCCCAGCUGGAAGAAGUUCACACUUUCUCUGCAAACCUUCUGUAGUGGAGAUCUGGACGCUCCCCUCAAGGUUAACUGCUUGGACUCGGACAGCGAUGGAUCCCACGAUCUGAUUGGUUCCUUCACGGCUAAAGUUUCCGAUUUCCAGAAGGCAGCACAUGGCUCACCGGCGGAGUUUGACUGUGUCCAUCCUGACAAGCAGAAAAAGAAGAAGAGUUAUAAAAACUCUGGAGUUGUUUGUGUAAAAAGCUGCAAGAUGGUGUCACAACACACCUUCCUGGACUACGUCAUGGGAGGAUGCCAAAUCAACUUCACCGUGGGCAUCGACUUCACCGGCUCCAAUGGGGACCCUCGCUCUCCGAACUCGCUCCACUACAUGAGUCCAGACGGUCUGAACCAGUACCUGUCCGCCACAUGGUCCGUGGGCCUGGUGGUCCAGGACUAUGACACAGAUAAAUUCUUUCCAGCUUUCGGUUUUGGAGCCAAACUUCCUCCAGAUUACCAGGCGGCCAAUCACCAAUUUGCUCUCAACUUCAACCCAGCUAACCCCUUCUGCCAAGGUGUCCAGGGCAUCGUGGAGGCCUACCGCCAGGCCCUGCCCCAGCUCAAACUCUCCGGUCCCACUAACUUCUCCCCCCUCAUCAACCACGUGGCCUCCAUCGCCUCCGCCGCCACCCAGGGCAGCCACGCCACUCAGUACUUCGUUCUCCUCAUCCUGACCGACGGGGAGAUCACGGACUUCGACCAGACGAAGGAGGCGGUGGUGCGCGCCUCGCGCCUGCCGCUGUCCAUCAUCAUCGUGGGCGUGGGGCCGGCCGACUUCAAGGCCAUGGAGCUGCUGGACGGGGACGACGGCCUGCUGCGCUCCACCACCGGGGAGGCCGUCGCGCGCGACAUCGUGCAGUUCGUCCCCUACACCAAGUUCGCCGACGCCCCACCCGGUGCGCUGGCUAAGAGUGUUCUUGCCGAGGUUCCCAACCAGCUGGUGUCUUACUUCAAGAUGAUGGGGCUGGAGCCCGGCAAAAUGGCUCCGCCCAAACAGGCUGAGCUCAAACCAUAAGCCACUCCCCUUCCCUGUCUGAGCCACAGCCCUACUGUGCUUAGGCCACACCCCCUACCAUGCCUUAUCCACACACCCUACCACUGAAUGCCAAAGCCACACCCCAUAUCGUGCCUAAGCCACACCCCUCAACGGGCCUAAGCCACAUAUCCUACUGCAGAAUGCUUAAGCCACACCCCUACUGAAGCAGUCCUAGGACACGCCCUGUUUAUGCAAUAAUACGUCUAUAUGAAACCUUUAAAAUGUACUCCACAGUUAUGUAGCUCCAUUUAAACCUGAUCAUUUACUGAGAUAUAAUCGUUGUAAUUCCACGUGUUUCUUGGUCUGACUCAGACCAGAAGAUGGACCCAAGAUAUGAGUGUCAUAUAUCAUGUAUUUACUUUUAUUAUUAUCUUCAUGACUUUCCUGGAAGUAAUGUCAAUACAGGUCUGGUCUAUCUUAGCAUGUGCCAGCCGAUAGCCCUGUUCUGUUACUCUAGCCGCUUGCCUCUGCCUAGCUGCUAGCUCUAGCUGCUUGCCUUGACUGGUAUUGUGCCUAAUUGUGCCAACUGGUUCAAACUAGUGCCUAUUGGUUCUAACCAGUGCCAACCGGUUCUAACUAGUGCCAACUGGUCCUCACUGGUAAUUUUGAGAAUUUAUGGACAUGCUGCUUUGCACUAUAAUCUAUAAGCUUCUAUUCUUGAAGCCAUUUUGCAUCAACUUCCAAUCUUCUCCCGAGAUAAUCCAAGACCACUUCCACACGGAGCUGAAUCAUGAAGCGUGUUUGACUAUACGGUCCGUCCGUUGCCAGUUGCGUCAAUCAAUCACAGCGUGUACUGACGCUAGAGCGGGCAUCCAUUAUGGCCACCAGGGGGCGCCAAAACCUCUCUAUAAUCAGUGUAUUCUUGGCUUAUGCUUGUCUGGGAGGAAGACAAGGCUGCAAAAGUGUCAUGAUUCCGCUUGAGCUUUGGUGUAUUAUGGCUUUUAUACUUGAAAUAAACUGAUUUAAUUUUACUUCUGUG
Messenger RNA from Gadus chalcogrammus (walleye pollock), 2731 nucleotides. Its product is annotated as copine-1-like. Lineage: Eukaryota; Metazoa; Chordata; Actinopteri; Gadiformes; Gadidae. The record is from RefSeq and is a predicted model, not a curated record. Gene Ontology annotation, biological process: positive regulation of tumor necrosis factor-mediated signaling pathway; cellular response to calcium ion; regulation of canonical NF-kappaB signal transduction. Gene Ontology annotation, molecular function: calcium-dependent phospholipid binding. The transcript is spliced from 16 exons. Gene Ontology annotation, cellular component: plasma membrane. The coding region runs from base 112 to 1731 and encodes 539 amino acids.